AUGUUCAAGUCCAAGUUCCUGAGCUUCGUCUCCUUGACGCUCCUCCCUGUGGCUCUCGCCCAGUCCGAAUACACCAACCUCCCAGCCACAGCACCCGGCGUCUUCAACGCGACCGCACGCAUAGAAAUCAAGAGCACCGUCCCCGCCGCCUGGGACGUACUCACCGACUUCGCCAACUACGCAGCCUGGAACCCGUUUGUGCGUUAUGCCCUCACUACUUCAGCCAAGGGCAACAUCACCCUGCCUGAGCAGCGACCGGUCGAGGGCAACUUCCUCUUCUUCCGCGUGCAGAUUCCUGCGCUGCCGUUGCCAGUGAACAAGGACACGCCCGACAAUCUCCUGAACACGCAGUUGUCCGCUGAGCGCAUAACUCAUGUGCAGCCGGAGUUGGGAAGAUUGGCAUGGGAUUACUUGGGGGAACUCGCUAUUACCUCGACGCGUUGGCAGGCACUUAGCGACAUAGGCAAUGGCAUGGUGUUGUAUGAGUCGAUAGAAGUGUUUCACGGGUUGUUUGCUGGAGUCUUGAAGGAUACGCUUGGAGAGAGUCUGCAGCAGUCUUUCGAGGCACAGGCAGAGGGACUAAACACACGCUCCUUGGUCUUCCACUUGUUCCAACUUCGCUUCGUCUACGGCGAACACGCACGCCAGACAAUACUCAUCGCACAUGUGCAGCCCUCGCCGUCCAGCACCAUGACGAUGACCCCCGAGCUCGAAGCCUUUGCGCGAGCCAUAUCGCGCGUCCUGGGCUGGGCCUACUUCCUGUCGUGGUCCCUAUCCUUCUACCCGCAACCCAUAUCGAACUACCUGCGCAAAUCCACGCUCGGCCUCGCCAUCGACUUCCCCACCCUCAACGUCCUCGGUUUCACUUGCUACACCAUCUCCACCGCCUGCUUCCUCUACUCGCCAACGAUAAAAGGGCAAUAUGCGGCUCGUCAUCCUGACGCGCCCGAGACGACGGUGCGGUUCAACGAUUUCUUGUUCGCGGCACAUGGCGCGGUCAUGUGCGUGAUUAUAUAUAGUCAGUUCUUUGAGAGGAUAUGGGGCUUUGAGAUUGGCAAAAGGCAGAAGAUCUACACGCUCGGCUACGUCAAACUCCUCACCGUCUUCCUCAAGUAUAUACCCCAGGCCUGGGUCAAUUACAAGCGCAAGUCGACGUUAGGAUGGAGUAUAUACCCUAUGCUCCUAGACUUUGCGGGUGGCUGGCUUUCGCUCGCACAGUUGUGCAUCGAUUCUGCACUGGAGAAUGAUUGGAGUGGUGUUACUGGUAAUCCAGUCAAGUUUGGACUGGGCAACAUCACUAUUGUGUUUGAUAUUAUCUUCAUGCUGCAGCAUUACGUGCUGUAUCGGCACCCGGGGAAGCAUAUUGAUGAUGAGGAUGAGGAAGAAAGGGAGGGGCUUGUACAGGGCCGGAGAGACUAG
This is a messenger RNA of Alternaria arbusti, 1419 nucleotides long. RefSeq lists its product as uncharacterized. Gene Ontology annotation, biological process: L-cystine transport. The record is from RefSeq and is a predicted model, not a curated record. Bases 1 to 1419 code for a protein of 472 amino acids. Gene Ontology annotation, molecular function: L-cystine transmembrane transporter activity. NCBI's taxonomy places the organism in Eukaryota, Fungi, Ascomycota, Dothideomycetes, Pleosporales, Pleosporaceae. Gene Ontology annotation, cellular component: vacuolar membrane; fungal-type vacuole. The transcript is spliced from 4 exons.